Messenger RNA from Lytechinus pictus (painted urchin), 2722 nucleotides. Its product is annotated as tartrate-resistant acid phosphatase type 5-like. The coding region runs from base 396 to 1424 and encodes 342 amino acids. The transcript has 2 exons. Gene Ontology annotation, biological process: bone resorption. The record is from RefSeq and is a predicted model, not a curated record. NCBI's taxonomy places the organism in Eukaryota, Metazoa, Echinodermata, Echinoidea, Temnopleuroida, Toxopneustidae. Gene Ontology annotation, molecular function: ferrous iron binding; acid phosphatase activity; ferric iron binding.
GCAAAAGGGUAGUAUACCGCUACCGGUAUCUUUGACUUGAAUGUAGUUGCUCGUAUCAUAUCGUACCGUAUAUCGUACUCAGUGCUGGUGCUGCUCGAGUCAGACGAUCGGCGAAUCAUGAUGGCUGCAAGAUAUUUACUCAGAUUACAACCAUGGCCAUUGCGCUUUGGUUGCAUGACUGGACAGACGGAUGUGUGCUCUCGUUGUUAUUAUCCUUGAAGGCGAUAGCUAAGAAGAGGACAGAACAGAAAGUCAGGGGUGUUCAGUAUCCAUGCACUCUUCAACACACGGACACUGGCAGAAGAAUUUCUCAUGAAUGCACACUAUAGUUACUGUCAUUAAAGAAACACAUCAACUUUUGAAGUUAUCAGGAUAAAAGAAGGGAAAGAACAGCCAUGAAGCUUCUUCUGUAUACAUGUAUGCUGCAGGUGUGUGCAGUUUUUGCGAUUAGCAGGUUUGCUGCUUCUCCAGGGAAUAAGCCAAAGUUCCAGACAGUAGCAAACAAUUACACGUUUCUGGUCCUAGCCGACUGGGGUGGCAUUCCAAUAUGGCCGUACUUCAGCCCUUUUCAGUGGGCUGUUGCAAAUCAGAUGUCCAAUACCGCUUCGGAUCACAUUGCCAAGUUUAUUCUCGCUCUUGGAGACAAUUUCUAUGAGAAAGGGGUGACUAGUGUGGACGAUCCACGGUUUAACGAGACCUAUGAGGAUGUCUUCCAGUGGCCUUCGAUGCAGAUUCCCUGGUAUGUGGUUGGAGGAAACCAUGAUCACUAUGGAAAUAUAUCUGCACAGGUGGCUUACACUAAGGUGUCUCAGAGAUGGAUGUUUCCUGAUUACUACCACAGUCACACCUUUGAGAUUCCCAACUUCAACAGGAGGUUAGCCAUCAUCCUUGUGGAUACUGUUAUUCUGUGUGGGAACACCCACGACAAGACAACAGGAUCUGACCUUCCAGGACCUUCUAGUACCACAGCUGCAGAGGAACAAUGGGAUUGGCUUGAGAAGCAAUUAGAAGCUUCCAAGUCUGCUGACUACCUCAUCGUUGGUGGACACUUCCCGGUCUGGUCCAUUGCAGAACAUGGACCAACCAAGAUUCUUGUUGACAGGUUGCUCCCUCUUCUUGAAAAGUACAAUGUCACUGCCUACUUCUGUGGACAUGACCAUAAUCUCCAGCACAUCAAGCAGGAUAACUCCACUGUAGAGUACUUUGUAAUAGGAUCGGCGGAUAUAGUUGAGCCAUCUCGCAGGCAUGCAGAUUCCAUCCCUCCUUCAUGGCUCAAGUUUAUGGAUGAUAACGUCGCAAGUUUAGGGGGGUUUGCUCGGGUGACUAUCACCAAUGACAACAUGUUUCUGACUUUUAUGACAGGACUUUAUGGUAAAGAUGUCUACACUGUCAAAAUGAACCCUCGUCCAAAGAGUUUGGACUGAUGAUAACUUAAUUCUUGACACAAAUCACUCUGCAUUUUAAUGUUUAAUGACUCCUUACUUAAUAUAAUAAAUGAAUAAUGAAUGGAGGAGAUCCUCAUGCAUCUGAGCUUGGCUUAAUUUUUUAUCUUUUACUGUAUGUGGAACUCUUGAUUUUUAAAGUCUAUGUAUCAUGCUCAGUGCAGGGUCUUUUUUUAAAAACUGUUACAUUAUUUUGGUUUCUCAAUGUGAAAAAACAAAUCCGUCCACCUGCCAAGUUACAUUUUACUAAAUGUAUUUCUCUUUUGUGUAGGUCAUGUCUGCAUUUACCACAACGAAUAUUAAAAAGAUGUAUGCUUUAUUAAUAUGAAGAAUAGACAUGUGUGUAGUAGUGAUAAUAGUCCACAACAGAUAUUGAGUCUGAUGUAAGACUAUUUGAUCUACAUGUAUAUUCAAUUAAAAGCAUAUUUUAACUUCAGUUAAAAUAAUUGGAAAUUCUACACACUGACAUAUAUAAUUGUUCUCAAAGAACGUUGUUCAAAGCUUCAUAGACCAAAACAACACUGGUGUGUUGUGGCUUUUCAUAGAUUUUGCUAAAAGAACCCCCCCCCCAGCUCCCCUACCCACUCACUCUGAUACAUAUUGUAUUCUGCUUUUUGGCAGUAUUUUUGUAUUUAUUUGAAUUAAUUAUCAAACAACAUAUGCAAAUGAUUCACACAGUGCUUGACCAUAGCCUUUGAAAUGAUAAUAAGUCACAAGACUUCAAUAUGAUGAUAACCUUAUGAAAGAUGUCAUUAUAAUUUAUUUUUAGCAGUUCUGAAUUCUACUUGUACUCUGAUCAGGUAAUUGAACUUGUAGAGGAGGUGUGUAACUACAUGUAUAUUGUGUAUGACAUUUAAAGUUAUUUGUGCCUCCAAAGUUUGAAAGAGAGCUAGAGUAUAAAGCUGCUUUAAAUAACUACCAAUAACGCUAAACAGCUGGAUAACCGAGGGCUCUUUUAUGUUAUAAUGUAUAUUUGUCUUGAGCGCCAAAACGAGAUGCCCAAAAUUUCAUGUAGUUUUCAAAUAAUCUGACAGUAUUAAAAAAAAAAAAACAUGAUUAAAUUGUUGUAAAACAUUAUAUAUAUAUAUAAUAUCUGAUGUUUUCACAAAUUGUGACAGUGUUUAAUUUUUUUUAAAUAUCAUUAUAUGGAAAAAUAAAAUGCUCUUACAUGAAGAAUGUUUAGUAAUUACUUGCAUUGAUGCAAGAACUUCAACCUUCAUUUGUGUAUUUCAAAUUUUGCUGUUGCAAUUAAAAUGCAAAAGAUGUUGUAUCACCACUUG